Saccharomycodes ludwigii is the source of this 1341-nucleotide messenger RNA. RefSeq names its product phosphomevalonate kinase (gene ERG8). The transcript has a single exon. Bases 1 to 1341 code for a protein of 446 amino acids. NCBI's taxonomy places the organism in Eukaryota, Fungi, Ascomycota, Saccharomycetes, Saccharomycodales, Saccharomycodaceae. Gene Ontology annotation, cellular component: peroxisome. Gene Ontology annotation, biological process: isopentenyl diphosphate biosynthetic process, mevalonate pathway; ergosterol biosynthetic process. Gene Ontology annotation, molecular function: phosphomevalonate kinase activity; ATP binding. The record is from RefSeq and is a predicted model, not a curated record.
AUGGUUGUUAAGAGAGCUUUCAGUGCACCAGGUAAGGCUUUAUUAGCAGGUGGUUAUUUGGUGUUGGAUUCAAAAUAUGAAGCAUAUGUCGUGGCAUUAUCUUCACGAAUGCAUUCAGUAGUUUCUUUUGAAGAAACCACAGAUCCAAAUACUUCUACAAUGAUAAACGUAAAAAGUGUUCAAUUUAAUAAUGAUCAAUGGGCUUUUAAAGUGGACAAAAAUGAACACAAUAACUACACAAUUAAAGAAAUUAAUGGAUUACAAAACCCUUUCAUUGAAAAAACAUUAUUUAAUGUUUUGAAUUAUUUUGGUGUUAACAAAAGUUAUAAAAUUUCUAUUGAAAUAUUUUCUGAUUCAGGGUAUCAUUCCCAAGAAAAAAGCGUUUUGAAAAUGAAUUCCUAUAAACAAUUUCAUUACCAUUCCGAAACUGUUACCAAAGUUCCCAAAACCGGAUUAGGUUCUUCUGCUGGCUUAGUUACUGUUUUAACUACCGCCUUGGUUUCAUGCUUUAUUGAGCAAUUCCAAUUAGAACCUUUUUUGAAAAUUAUUCAUAAUUUAUCCCAGGUAUCUCAUUGUCAAGCGCAAGGUAAGGUGGGUAGUGGAUUUGAUGUUGCUGCUGCCACAUUUGGUUCUAUUAUUUACAGAAGGUUUCAGCCAGAACUUAUCAAUGAUUUACCAAAGUAUGAUUCAUUAGAAUAUAAAAGAAAAUUGCAAAAAUUAAUCGACAGCAAAUAUUGGGGCUAUAAAAGUGAAAAUGUCAAGUUACCUAAAGGAUUAAGGUUGAUAAUGGGUGAUGUAAAUAAUGGUUCUGAAACUGUGAAGUUAGUUUCUCGAGUUAAGCAAUGGUAUAACAAAAAUUUGCCAGAGAGUUUGGAGAUUUAUACCAAAAUAAACGAGGGUAAUAUGGCGUUUAUUAAGAGUUUGGAAGAUUUGAAUGAAUUGGCUGCAAUAAAUCCAGACAAAUAUGAUAAAAUCCUUGCUGCAUUGGACAAUAAAGAGGCUAUUACUUCCCUUGAUAGUUCUUUACUAUCCGUACAAAAAGCAGUCAACCAAAUACGUUCAAACUUCAAGUACAUAACAAAAAAAAGCGGUGCUGAUAUAGAACCAGAUGUCCAAACUACAUUGUUGGAUAAUUCCAUUGCUUUAAACGGUGUUUUAACGGGGUUGGUUCCAGGGGCUGGGGGUUACGAUGCUAUUGCGUUAAUAACUACUGAAAAGUGUGAUAUUCAAGAAGAAACCAAAAAUAACAAAAAAUUUGAAAGAGUUUCAUGGUUAGAUUUACACCAAGAAGAUUAUGGUAUUGUUGAAGAGUGUCCUACUCACUAUAUAAAUUUUAACUAA